Molecule: messenger RNA, 1119 nt
Organism: Rhinichthys klamathensis goyatoka
Lineage: Eukaryota; Metazoa; Chordata; Actinopteri; Cypriniformes; Leuciscidae
Product: voltage-dependent anion-selective channel protein 2-like
Exons: 5
Coding region: 19-660 (213 amino acids)
Biological process (GO): monoatomic anion transmembrane transport
Cellular component (GO): mitochondrial outer membrane
Molecular function (GO): voltage-gated monoatomic anion channel activity
Source: RefSeq, a predicted model, not a curated record
UACAGCGAUGGUUUUCCUAUGAAGCCGUCGGACGCAGAGGUUUGUGCAGCUCUUAUAACCGUAUCUUGUGUUUCACAGAUCACCAAAGGACUGAAGCUGACCUUUGACACGACCUUCUCACCCAACACUGGCAAGAAGAGUGGCAAGGUGAAGUCGGCCUAUAAGCGUGAGUACCUGAACGUGGGCUGCGAUGUGGACUUUGACUUCGCUGGUCCUGCGGUGCACGGGGCGGCUGUGCUGGGGUUCGAGGGCUGGCUCGCCGGCUACCAGAUGACCUUUGACACCGCCAAGUCCAAAAUGACUCGCAGCAACUUUGCAAUCGGAUACAAGACGGGAGAUUUCCAGCUGCAUACUAAUGUGAAUGACGGGACAGAGUUUGGCGGCUCUAUUUAUCAGAAAGUGAACGAUGACCUGGAGACGGCAGUGAAUCUGUCCUGGACCGCGGGGAACAGCAGCACACGCUUCGGCAUCGCAGCCAAAUACAUGCUGGACUCCAGCUCCUCCAUCAGUGCGAAAGUCAAUAAUUCCAGCAUGGUUGGGAUCGGCUACACUCAGACCCUCAGACCAGGAGUGAAGCUGACGCUCUCCGCUCUGGUUGAUGGGAAGAGCAUUAACGCUGGAGGUCAUAAACUGGGUCUGGGACUGGAACUGGAGGCGUAGUGUGUGUGUGUGUGUGUGUAUCUCCGAAGAGUCUCACAUCUCCUCACACAGACGACUGUCACACAAACAUAACCGUCGUCUCUUAUUUAUUUGCACGGUCGAUAUUUCUCUCCAAACCAGCGCUUUCAAUCUGUGUGUGCUUACCUGUACGGGUGAUGUUUUUUGUUUUUUUUAGGAGGAAUACUUCACCAAAAAAUGAAAUUGUUAUUAUUUGCUCUUCCUCAUGUUGUUGCAAACCUUUAAUGCUGCUUUAUGAUGACUUUUGACUAAUCUUUAUGCAGAUCUUUUCUAUACAACUAACUAAGUGACCAACACUAUCAAGCUAAAAAAAAACAUUAAAAACACUAUUUAAAAUAAUAAAGUCUUCUAAAACCUUAUGAUAUCUUUGUAUGAGCAACAUAAUUAUAUUCUGAAAAUGAAUGACUUUUUGGAGCUUGACAGUUUUGAGCAGUUCCUAAC